Molecule: messenger RNA, 1762 nt
Organism: Cantharellus anzutake
Lineage: Eukaryota; Fungi; Basidiomycota; Agaricomycetes; Cantharellales; Hydnaceae
Exons: 6
Coding region: 200-1576 (458 amino acids)
Source: RefSeq, a predicted model, not a curated record
UGUCCGAACAAAUCCCCCCUGAAGUAGUUCGAUUGAUUGGAGAAUUUCACUCGGCCCUAGAAGAGCAGAUCAAUGAGAUUGAAUUGCUCAAAAGUCAACGUCUUGCAAAGAGAGCGAUCUUAUUACGAAGAGGAUAAGCGGCGUGAGGACGUGCAUAAAUAAUGCCCUCAACUCGGUUUCGACUCAGGCAACUAUUUCAAUGCUCCCUCGUAUAAUCGAGGCAUCGUCGCAAUCGAAACUUGAGCGACUUCCACGAGUCGCAGCCGAGCACACUUAUGUGAAGAGCAAGUCAAAAUGCCUUCCAAGCACACGGGUCAAGAUACAGAAUUCCCUUCUCAAUCAUCUAAAACUAGCCGAGAAUCGAUUCGUUUGGCUCCGUGGGUCCCCUGGCACGGGGAAAACAGCGAUAUCUAUGAGCAUCGCAUCUACGCUCGAAAAGGAAGGCACCCUUGCUGCCUCUUUCUUUUGGGAUAAAAACCAACAGGGAACAGGCCUCGAUUCUUUAGAGAAGUUCCCUUCUACCCUAGCACGUCAACUUGCGGUCUUCGAUGCGGACUUCCAGGUCUCGCUUGUCAAUCGCCUUCGGCAGCCGAAUUCUGAGCUGAUUCUAAGCCUUCCUCUGGAGAGCCAAAUGCGGACUUUGGUUCUCGAACCGAUGAAUGGUCUCAGGGGCUUAUUUUCUACAAGCAAGGAACGCAAGUUCACCAUCAUCUUGGAUGGUUUGGACGAAUGCGGAAGCUCAGAGGCGCUCACGUCUCUGAUGAACCUCAUACUUCUUCUCGAUGAGCUGCCAUCAGCUUUUUCCAUACUGGUCAGUUGCCGUCCUGAACGUCAAGUCAUCUCCAUUUGGGGAGAUCGGGGCUGUGUCAUCCCAUGUGAUAAUGUGGAUGAGGUUGACUCAGACGAGACAUUCGACACAAUCCGGCAGAUGGUGAAGGACGGGCUCAAAGGGUGCAUGGGGGAAUCUCAGUGGGAACCGUCAACAAACGAUCUCGAUGCCUUCACUUCAGCUUGCCGUGGUUUGCCUGUUAUGGCCUCGAUCCGAAUACGUGAAGUUCAAUUUCAGACUCAAAGUGGUUCCGACCUUGAAUCGGAGUUUGAAUACUUUCUCAAUCUUCAAGCUGCACCUCAGGAUCUCAACCAGGAGUACUUACGAAUAAUGCGACGAGCCUUUAGGCCCCGUCUCUCGAGAAUUCGUCCACACAUUGAGAAGAAUUAUCGCGAAGUAGUCGGGAUACUCGUUGCUGCACCAGUACCGCUCAGUGUUCACGGCAUGUCACAUCUCUUAGGAAUUGCGGAGGGAAAAAUCCAUGCGAUACUGGAUCCCCUCAGUUCAAUUAUUUCCAUCCCUCCAAACAAUGCAGAGGUCAAAUUUUAUCAUGCAACGGCAAAGGAAUUCAUCACUGGAGUGCCCAUCGGCCAUGACGAAGACAAGGUGUUCUUUAUUGAUGAUUCAAAAGGAUACCUCGGAUUACGACUCCUUCGAUUUGUGAAUAAUGUCAUUCAAAGGAACGAAAUUGGGUUGCCCACCGAGCUUCCUUUGGGAGAUAAAAAGAAUGGUUGUUUUCCCACUUGAAUCCUGCGCUACUCUUUUCAGAAGAGUCUAACGAAUUGCAAGGAGAGUUUGAACAACUCCUGCUGCAAAACUUAUUCUCGUUCUUGGCGGCUUCUCGGACUUGGUGGCGAGAACACGAGUCGGUCUGGAAAGAAUGGUGUGGUUUGGAUGAAUUCACCAAUCACGAAUCAAUUAAGCUGCUGAACG